Messenger RNA from Rotaria sp. Silwood1, 1095 nucleotides. The record is from the annotation of a GenBank genome assembly. NCBI's taxonomy places the organism in Eukaryota, Metazoa, Rotifera, Eurotatoria, Philodinida, Philodinidae.
AUGCAAGAAAUGGAAACAACCUCAAUGGAAACUCGACAACUUCAUUCAAGUCAACAAGAAGCGAUGAAGAAAAUAGCUGAAUUUUCAGGGGAAGCUAAUGAAACUGAUAUUGAUGAAUGGUUAUUCGAUUUAAAUAAUUUAUUGUCUUUAAUGAAAUUAAAAGAUGAAACAAGAAUUCUCGAAACGAUGAGCAAAUUAGCAGGACCAGCAUUACGAUGGUAUCAAGACAAUUUACGGUUAUUCACCAAUUGGAGUGAUGCUGAAAAAGCAUUACGAGAUCGAUUUAAAGAAUUUACAUCAGACAGUCAAUUAAUACAAGAAUUUUUUUAUAUUCAUCAAGAAGAUAGCCAAUCUGUUAUAUCAUUUUAUGAGAAUGUUAUUCGAAAAUAUAGAAAGUUUCAACAAUUUAUUACUGAACAACAAGUUAUUACGGUAUUACAGAAUGGUGUUAAAACUUCAUUAAAAGAACAUUUAAUUCGUAAUGAAAAAGAAAUAAAAAAACCAGAACAAUGGUUACAAGUUGCUAGAGAAGAAGAAUAUGUAAAAAAACGACUUCAACAAAAAAUUAAUGUUCCACAUCAUGAACCAAAAAAUCCACCGUUUUUUGAACAUACAUUACCAACAGCAACAAUUCAACCAACAUCAACAAAUGUUCACUCAUCAAAUCAACAACCAUUGACGUCACGUCAUUAUUAUAAAAAACAACAUCUACAACACUCAACAUCAACACGUAAUCGAACAUAUCCAACACAAAAUAAUUAUAUGACUCUUAACCAAAAUCAAAAAACUUAUGCAAAAAAGGAAACUCAACAAUCAACUCCAUCACUCAUUGAUACUGGAUCGGCCAUCACUAUUAUACAUCAACAACUAUUAAAUGAUAUACCACAUGAAAAAUUAAUACCAAAAACAAUAAAUCAUAUAUCUGCAAGUUGCUCAACAUUAGAUAUUGUUGGUGAAAUACCUUUAGAAAUAAAUGUUAAUGGAAUAAAAACAACAAUUAUUGCUGAUGUUACAACAAAUCUUGUUACAAAUUUAAUAUUAGGUAGUGAUUGGAUUCAAUCAAACAACGUUUAUAUCCUUACACCGGAACAAUGA